Cladophialophora immunda is the source of this 2939-nucleotide messenger RNA. RefSeq lists its product as uncharacterized. The record is from RefSeq and is a predicted model, not a curated record. Gene Ontology annotation, biological process: mitotic cell cycle; meiotic cell cycle; microtubule nucleation. Gene Ontology annotation, molecular function: microtubule minus-end binding; gamma-tubulin binding. The transcript has a single exon. NCBI's taxonomy places the organism in Eukaryota, Fungi, Ascomycota, Eurotiomycetes, Chaetothyriales, Herpotrichiellaceae. Gene Ontology annotation, cellular component: equatorial microtubule organizing center; spindle pole; centrosome. Bases 49 to 2814 code for a protein of 921 amino acids.
CUGGAUGAGAGUCCACGAAUAUCCCACGAUGCCAUCAAACAUGCCACGAUGCCACCCUCAGAGCCACUGAAUCCGUUCUCUAUAGAGCACUUCAAUGACUCAAUCCCUGUACCCCUGCCCUCUGAGGAAAUUUGGGACGGAUUUGAAUUCCAUCAACAUCUCGAAAGCCAACUCCUUCGGUUAGAUGAUUCUGUGCUGGGACCUCUCCCCACUCUCAAAUCAGAUGUUUUCCAGCUGAAAUUGGAGGAUGUGGCUCUCCAGGACCUGUCACAAUCGUCGUCUGCGGACACAUCCGACUCCGAAAAUGACCAGUUCGAGAGCCUAGAUGGCGACAGCGUGCAAGAAGAAUGGGGCGAUAUUUGGAUCUUGCCAGAUAUUCAGAAGAGAAAGAGAAAGGAAAAUCUACUCAGCUGGGACAAGUUUCAGAAUGAAAAUCAUCAGGAGCCAGCAUCAGCAUAUCUCAGCGAGACUGAUCCUAGAGUAUUUAACUCCAUCCUCGAGGCAACCCAUCAGAGUCCUGCAAGAUAUGUUAAAUCAGACAUCCUUCUAAACGCUUUCUUUGAACUGUGCAUGGGGCGAAAUUCUGUCCUUUUCAGCUGGGAGGAGAAAGAUUGUAUAUUCGUGGCCAAAUGGCAGGUUCUUUCGGCGCGUGGAUACAGUUCGACCUUGGUGGAGAAUUGCUUCGACGUCUUUUCGAGAAUCGGGAAAGACACCAGAUACCUUAUGAGCUCUUUCCGAGCGUUGGACAACAACUCUUCGAACCUGUCAUCCGCUAAAGUAACUUUCCUGUCCGCCUCCAGGUCUGUACUCUUUUCCAUCCACAGAUACCUCAUCGAAUCGAGAUCAAAUAUUGCGUCAUUGCUCCAGUUGAAGGGCAUUAUGGGAAAGGUCGGGUUAGUUGUCGAUAUGCUGAAAGAAUGUGUCGGCGCUGUACAGGCCGAUCCAGUGGAAGAUAUGAUCAUCCUUACCUUGAUACAAAAAGCCGCUGGACCAUCACUUGAUCACCCUGGGCUAGCAGGACUCAUGGAAAUGCUACUCUCACGGACAUGCCGGCCGAUGCUAGCUCUUCUGAGCCAACAGAUUGGACUUAGCUCUGCACAGCACGGGAAUCCCAGAGUCUCCUUCGCAGGAAUUUCGCCCCUCCAUAAUUCAGCGUGGGAAUUACUGGUUGACUCGAAGCUCUCGCGUACGAUAUCCGAGGCUCAGAAGAGCCUAGAGAUAUUGAGCAGUCACUCACCAACCAGUUCUAUCUUUUCCGCCACUGUACUCGAGUCUUCACCAUUAAAGGAACUCGAGGCUGGGUUCACACUGCCAAUCAUUUCAGAACUUCAAGCGCGGGCUGUUGCAUAUGAGGAGGCGAUGAGAUCGUUAAUAGUCUCAGCGGAAUCCUCGACAUCUACAAGUUCCCUUGACACGCCUGCCUCUGAAAGCUUCGACCUGGAGGGCCCUGUUAGCGUGCAAGCGGACACUGUCUGUGCGUUUCGGCCACAAAUGGACAUCUUCAACAACAGUGCGCACCCUUUGGAAGAGAGGGAAUACGACGAACUCGAAGAUCAGGUCCUUAUGUACCUUGAGGGACAAGAGUUCGGAGACUCGCCUCUGCAACUGGACCUCGUCCCCUCCUUCAAUCUAUCCAUCACACCCCUCGUCUCCGCUCAACACAGGUUGCUCUCUUACUCUGUGUUGCAGCUGCUCUUCCAACAACACAAUCUUCUCGGCCAUCUCAAUUUGCAGAGAGAUCUCCAUCUGCUAAGAAAUGCGUUCUUCUCGUCUCGUCUCAGCAUAGCUCUGUUUGACCCGGAUCAGAACAGUGGGGAAGGUUACAGAAGAACAACUGCCAUCACUGGCCUUCGGUUGCAUGUUCGAGACACGUGGCCACCUGCGGGCUCAGAGUUAAGAUUGGUGCUCAUGAGCAUCCUAUCAGACAGCCUCAAUCUAGCAGAUCGCACAUUGGACGAUUCCAUGUCCUUUGCGAUUCGGGAUCUGCCUCUUGCUGAGCUCGAAAAGUGUCGAGACGCGGAUUCAAUCCACGCACUCGACUUCCUUCGACUUCAUUAUACGGCACCCAGUGAAAUAUUAGGGGCAGUCAUCACGCCGGAAAUACUGGACAAAUAUGACCGAAUGUUCCAGCAUCUUCUGCGGAUGCUGCGAAUGCAAGCAGUAUCACAAAGCAUGCUAAGAGAGGCUUUUCGGCAUCAGUCGGAGAAGCCGCCUAGGAGCGGUCUCUCAGAUCACAAAACUGUUGUCAUGAUGCAUCAUUUCACCUCGAGUGUUGCUGAUUAUUACCACAACACUGCCAUUGAGCUGAACUGGAAGAAGUUCGAGACAGUCCUCUAUACUGCAAAGGAACAUCUCAACAACAGGGACUAUGGUCAGACCUUGUUUAUCGUACGGAGUUUGGACCACCUCCGUGUAUUGCAUGAGCGAACAUUGAACAAUAUCCUCGGUGCCCUCCUGCUAAAACGGAACCAAGCUAGGUUGAGGCAAAUACUGGAAGACAUAUAUGGUGUGAUACUUCGAUUCGCAGCUAAACGACGCAAGAACGUCGAUAGGGACCCCGAAUCAGUGGGCACCCAAGGCGAUGCCAGCGGUAGUACCACCAAUGAGACCACGAUGAAACGACUGCAAAAGGAAUUUACAAGCAAAAUUACGCUUUUCAUUGACCUAUUGCGCUCACAAGCGCAAUCAGUCGAAAAGAUGCCGGGGAAGAGAUUACCUGAUGAAUUGGACGAUGACGAUGACGACGACGCGGAUGUCAACAUGUUCGAAUACCUGCUGUUGAAAUUGGAUAUGUUCGGUUACUGGACGUCGUAGACGGCAUAGAUAUAGAGACACGGAUUGUGAUGUCCAACUUGGAAUGCCAAUGAGGAGGGGACGGAGUGAUUGUGACCAGGCGGUGCUCUGGCCCUUGCAUUUGCUGUAAUGAACAUGAUACCCAG